GAUCUGUUUGAAAUUCGAACAAUGCUGAAUGCGACUCAAGAUUAAACGACGAACAUCGAUAAAAUAGAUUACUCGGGCAAAGACAAUAUAGCCUAGAUUCUUUUCUCCUGUAGACUGCAGAACUAGAAGUAGCGACCCCGGGAAAGGGAAAGUUAGUUCGCUCUUCCUCAUAGCAACGAAGAACGCACAACAAAGUACUUGCGCUAUGGCAAAUGCGCCAUUGAAAGAGAUAUUUUCAGAUGUUACUCUCACUGUAGAUACAGACACUUUCAAAGAGCCUAACAGAGUGAAGUACAUUCUCUCUGAAUAUGAUGUCGCCGUUGCAAAAGCCUCACAUUACGAAGUGCAGGGAUCAUUUGAGGAAAUGGAGGACCUGUUUGUGAAGAUGUCAAGUCUAGACAGAUCUGCUGCCCCCGCUCUCAGAGACAGUCCUCUUCCUCACCAACGGCGUCCUCAGUCACCUACUCCAGUGAAACCAGUGGAGGUAGUUGGGGCCGUUUGGGACUUUAUCCAACAGAGAUGCUCAAAGGAGUUGAAGAGAAUCGAAGGGGAAGACAUCUCAAUUCAUAAACCUCAUGACAAAAUGGUGGUGACCUUUCAAAGCCACAGAAAAGAUCCGGUUCGGGCUCACUUCGCCAGAGAGCGCUUUGUCACGUUCUAUCAGAGACUCGCCACAGAUCUGCAAGUGAAGACUUACAGUUUGGAUCCACAAUACUACAAAAGCUUGCAGAGACAUUUUCCAGAACUUUUGAUUGAAGGAAGCCCCAGUAAAGACGAAGUUACAGUGACAGGGCGCUACAUGCAUAUGGUGAUAUUGGAGGAUUUUCUAUGGCGCGGUUCCAGUUCCGCCGUGACAUCACAACGACCCCUGACACCCCAGAGAGUUAGCGCCUCUGGUGCUACACGAAACAAGCAGUCAGACAAAGGAGAAGAAGAGUCGUGUCCGAUUUGUCUGGACACCAUUAACGAUAAAUACAAGGAGACGUUGGAAUGUAAACACUCGUUCUGUAGAAGCUGUCUGGCGCAGGCGUUCAAGACCAAACCUGUCUGUCCAACCUGUGGGGCAGUCUAUGGGCAAUUGAAGGGGACGCAACCAAAGGGCGGUACUAUGACUGUCACUAAGGAAAGGUCUUCUUUGUCUGGAUAUGAGAAUUAUGGAACAAUCGUGAUUCAGUACCUCAUUCCAAGUGGAACACAGAAGGAGGAGCAUCCCAACCCAGGUCAGACUUACCAGGGUGCAUCACGUACAGCGUAUCUCCCAGACUCCUCGGAGGGCAGGAAUGUUCUGGCGCUCCUGAAGAGGGCCUUCGACCAGCGACUCACGUUCACUGUUGGCCGAUCUUCCACCACAGGCGUGGAAAACGUCGUCACGUGGAACGAUAUCCACCACAAAACCUCAAAAUACGGAGGCACCAGUUGCUAUGGUUACCCUGACCCUGACUACCUGAGCCGUGUACAGGAUGAACUGAAGGUCAAAGGAAUCUAUUGACAUCUCUUCUGCAUGUCUCACGACUACCGAUAUUUUUUAUUUUAUUUAUUUAUUGAACCUUUAUUUAACUAGGCAAGUCAGUUAAGAACAAUGACGGCUUACACCGGCCAAUCCCGGACGACGCUGGGCCAAUUGUGCGCCGCCCUAUGGGACUUGGUUGUGAUACAGCCUGGAAUCGAACC
Coregonus clupeaformis (lake whitefish) is the source of this 1671-nucleotide messenger RNA. RefSeq lists its product as uncharacterized. The coding region runs from base 206 to 1489 and encodes 427 amino acids. Gene Ontology annotation, biological process: Notch signaling pathway; protein ubiquitination. The transcript is spliced from 4 exons. The record is from RefSeq and is a predicted model, not a curated record. NCBI's taxonomy places the organism in Eukaryota, Metazoa, Chordata, Actinopteri, Salmoniformes, Salmonidae.